Molecule: messenger RNA, 3564 nt
Organism: Myxocyprinus asiaticus (Chinese sucker)
Lineage: Eukaryota; Metazoa; Chordata; Actinopteri; Cypriniformes; Catostomidae
Product: myoD family inhibitor domain-containing protein-like
Exons: 5
Coding region: 312-1070 (252 amino acids)
Source: RefSeq, a predicted model, not a curated record
CUUUCUCCUGCAACUGCAGCAGCUCGAGCGCGCGUGGGACGCUCGCGCUCAAACCCAUUGAUCUGCCACAUCUUGACAGGGACUUUUGAACACUUUUUCGGAAGAAUUUGAAAAGUUUUACCGGGUUUUGAUCCUCUAAAGACGGUAACUUUUUUUUUUUUUUUUUAUCCUAACGGGAAGCGGUUUUGCCUGAAGAAAAAGGAUGCGAAUAAAGACGUUUGGGAGUUGACAUGUUUGAAAGGUUCGACUCUUGAUUACGUAAGAGAGUGUUUUUUCAGGUGUGUUUAGUAUCUAAACUAGAAGUCUGGCUCAUGUCCUCGGAGAUCAUCUUACCGCCGGAGGGGCCUGAAGGGCCAAAAACACAGCUCCAACAGGAAACAAGUCCACUUUUGUCCAACUCACCAGAUAAAUGCAACAGCUGCACUGAUGAGUCACCAAACACUACGGAAACAUCACAAACUUCGCUACUCGAUCACAAUGCAGAUGAGCAGGGUUACGUGACCGGGGAGAACCACACCCAUGAUGACCUUGUUAGAACACAACCUCAGCCUCUGCCCCAGCCAGCGACAUCCCUGCAACAUGCCAGCGACAGAGAGGCUGCCAGGCAACAAAACGGCCUGCACACAACGCUAAGUAAUGGCCACAGCACGCCGUGUGGAGUCACGCAGCCCCCCGCCACCGAGCCCAGGAAACACCCACCGCCCGUCUCGCACCGUGUGCAGAGAAAGCUUCGCUCCAGUCUGUCCGUCAACAGCGACACCAGCCGAAGGAGUAAAAUAAGCUCGACGGGUUCAUAUAAACCUGGCUCCACUCCAGAGGACUGCUGUGUCCACUGCAUCCUGGCCUGCCUGUUUUGUGAAUUUCUCACACUGUGCAAUAUGGUGGUGGCUCAGGCCUCGUGCGGCACCUGCACGUCAGAAGCCUGUUGCUGCUGUUGCUGCGCAGACGACCUGGGAGACGACUGCAACUGCCCCUGUGACAUGGACUGUGGCAUCAUGGAUGCCUGCUGCGAGUCGUCGGACUGCCUGGAGAUCUGUAUGGAGUGUUGCGGAAUCUGUUUCCCAACAUAAAAGCCCAUGCAGAUGACGGCCAGGAUAGAUAUAGAGUGGACGUGUGUGUGUGUGUGUGUGUGUGUGUGUGUGUGUGUGUGUGUGUGAAAGAGAGAAUGGGAGCUAGAGAGUGUGUUCUUUUCACACUUGUGAAGAAUCUGUUCCUGAGCUCAAGAUGACCAUGUAGAGGUCAUGUAAACUGUACAGAAGGACAAAAAUACAUUGCAUACUUAGCAUAACCCUGUAGACUAAAACUACAUUAAGAUGCUUAAUAUUUAAAAGGCUAAUUCACCCAGAAAUGAAAAUUCUGUCAUCAUUUACUCACCCUCAUGUUAUUUCAACACUGUAUGGCUUAUGUAUGGUCACCAUUCACUUUUAUUAAAUCUUUUCCAUACAAUAAAAGUAAAUGGGGACUGAGGCUGUGUCUCUAAAAUUUUCACAAAAAAAAAAAAAAAAACAGCUCUUUUUGCCAAAAGGAAGAAAGGGAAAAAAGCCAUGCAUGUUUGAGGUUGAGUAAAUAAUGACAUUAUUUUCUAUUUUGGGGGAACAAGGCCUUAAAUCAGAUAAUCAAUGCUAUAUAUUCAAUGCUUUAAUAUAUCAGAGCUUGUCUUUUUGUAUCCUAUUUACUGUUUUUACUGAGUUUUCAUCCCAUCCCUUUUCAUCAUUUUAACUAAUUUCUUUGUUUGUCUUUUAAGAUAUAUCCCACUUUAGAAUUUUAAUAACUCUCAAAUGUUGAACUGAAAACUGAGCAGACAUCAGAUGACUUGAGUCCGCUCUGCACCUCACUGUAAUUUGAGUGGAAACAGAACGCUUUCACACUGUCAGAGGUCAAGCCUUUGUGGGUGCUAAGCGGGAUUCUUAUUUUGAACAUUUUUUUGUUGAUGUUUGUUUUGAGAAAGGAGAGGGCUGUUUAAGUGAUGGCCAAUUUGGAAGUCUUUAUUUAAGCAGUGUCUACUGUAUCUCACUUCAUUAAAAGUCUCCAAGUUCUUAAAAAAAAAAAAAAAAAAAAAAAAAAUAGGACAUCCAAUGAUAUUAGCAGUUAGGUUGAUGGAAAGUGAUUUUAAGGUAGGAUAAAUUAACUGGGUACGCAAUACUUAAGAAUAUGCAGUGGCCCAAAAGUAGUUGGACGCUUAAGCCAAGCUUAAAAUGUAGUAUGUAAAUGUAUGAUGAAAUUGCAUUAGAUAAAAUAGCAAACCAAGUGGCAUUUAUUUUUUAACACAGUGGGCACACACAAGCAAAUCAUUUAAAAGUCAUGGCAAAAAAAAUAGGCUGAGAAAAGUGAAGUUACUUCAGAAGUUACGUAAUUAGGAUCUAAAAAAUACAGUGUAAACUUGAAUUUAUUCUUUCAUUUCUUUAUUCUUACUCUUUAUUUGCUUGGCUAAACUAGGAAAACACUUCUUGCCUCACUUCUUUUAAGUAAAUACUGGAUGCACUAUUGCAAAAUUCUGUUUUCCUUGACCGUAAUAGUCUGUAUUACAUUGCCUGAGGCCUUUGCAAAUUGAACAAAUCUGGCAUUUCUCUGCAUUAUGUAAGCUAAAGUUAGCUUCAAUGUUAACACAGUUGGUUUUUGUUCAUAGUGCGUAAUGCUUUUGGUAUGUCAUAUUUGUUUGUGACUCGGCUUACUCAUCUCGUCGAAACUGCUUAUGACAUACUUGCGUAACUGCACCUUUUAGAACACAGUGUGACUGUACUGACCCGAAACAUUCAAGUGAAAUAGGUUAAAAAGUGAACUACUUGACAUGUCUUACCUCUCCUGAAUCACAUAGUUCUUGUUUUUUGACAAGACCCACUUUCAGACCUAACUGACAAAGACUCUUACACUGAAGAUUCAAAGAAAAUAUAUGCAAUAAUUUAGUUGAAUUUUUAGGCUAAGAAGUUCUUUGUUACUGUAAGUGCUAUUCAUAUGAAUAAAAUGCAUUCUUUAUUUUAAUAGUCAGGAAAAGUCAAGCUGAAACUGGAGUCACAUUUCUGAGAUAUUUCUCGUUUACAAAUUAAAUGAUUUCCCAAUUAAUUUGGUAGAAUUCAAGCGAGCUUGCAUUUAAAAAAAAAAAAUCACUUCUCUCCUCUGAGAGCAAAUAAAUUAAUAAAUAUAUACUGUAAAUAAAUCAUACCUGUUUAAUUAAAAAACAAAAAAUCUAUUUUUCAGAGACUAUUUAAACACCCAAUUCAGGAUUAAUCAAAAUGUGUCUAUCAGGAGUUAAUUGCAAUUCCAGACGAUCAGACAAAACAACUGUCUACGAAAAAUGGCCUGUUAAAAAAAAACAAAAAGAAAAAGGAUUAAUAUGUGCCAAAUAUAAAAAUACAGGUGCCAUAAUUUUUAUACAUUUCUGAAGAGAAUGUGAACAGAGCUUACCAUAUUUAUCUUUUCUCAUAAAACAAACUACUCAAAUUGAUGUUUUGAUGUUUUUCCUUUGUCGUACAGUUUUUAAAUGUCUUUUAGUAUGUACUUGUUUGUUAAUGGACCAUCAAAAUUAAAAUUUUCUAAAAAUAAAAUGUUAAACUGGAGAUUAAGAAA